This is a messenger RNA of Coccinella septempunctata (seven-spotted ladybird), 1916 nucleotides long. RefSeq names its product trypsin-like. The record is from RefSeq and is a predicted model, not a curated record. The coding region runs from base 127 to 1149 and encodes 340 amino acids. Lineage: Eukaryota; Metazoa; Arthropoda; Insecta; Coleoptera; Coccinellidae. Gene Ontology annotation, biological process: proteolysis. The transcript has a single exon. Gene Ontology annotation, molecular function: serine-type endopeptidase activity.
ACAAAAUAUCGUCCUAUUUAUAAUAACGAAAUAUAAUUCGUGUGUGGAUAAUAUGAUAAUGAAUAAAUAUUUGUUAGAAGGUAUCUAGUAUCUACUUAUGUAGAAAAAUUCUUUAAGGAUAUCUCUAUGUUUCAAAACAUGACAGAUCGAUGUGCAUCCAUGCACAUAUUUCAAAUUUACAUCAUCGUUUCAUUCUUGAGAUUCACCGAAAUGAAAAGCUCCGAGACACCAAGAAUAGUCGGGGGUUGGAAGUGUGAUAUAGAAGAGUACCCCUUUAUGGUUUCUCUAAGAACUACCAUACGUUUGGAGCAUUUUUGUGGGGGAACUUUAAUUUCUUCCAAAUGGAUUCUGUCAGCUGCCCAUUGCUUCAGUCAAGUAUACAAUUUUCCAUGGCUUGUUUCCGCCGUUUUUGGUUUGUCCAGAAGCGAUAUGAUUGGGAGGCAUGUUAUAACCUCCAAGAGAAUUUACUUGCACCCAACAUUCAACAUGCGUACAACAAAAGACGAUAUAGCGUUAGUUCUGCUUAGAAGGAGCGCUUUCACCAUCCCAGGAAGCGUGGGAUACAUCAAAUUACCCCCAAAAAGUUUAUGGGGGGAUUUAUCCGCAUUAAACCUAGGCGUUUUUUUGGUGGCUGGAUGGGGAUCUACGGAACAGUCUAAAGAUUUCAUAUCGCAUUAUCCAAAAAUAUCAACCUACUUGAGAUGUGUUAAUGUUUCCUAUAUUCCUUACGAGGAAUGUUUGAAAUAUUCUGAUGCUGCUACUUUGUAUAACCUCUGUACAUAUAACAUUCAAGGAGGAAAAGAUUCUUGUCAUGGUGAUUCCGGCGGACCACUCUUUCACGAUGGUGUGCAAUAUGGCAUCGUGUCUUGGGGGAUGGGUUGCGCAGAGCCAAAAACCCCUACUUUUUAUACCAGAGUUGAUAGAUACCUCGAUUUCAUCGAAUAUACCAUGCUCAAUUAUGGAAAGACAAAUAGGUUAUAUGCAUUUUUACUUCGAAUUGUAAUAGUCAAUAUUUUGAUUAAAGUGGAUAUUCAUUUGUUGUUUUAUGUGAAGAUGGUCAUCGUACGAAGCGAAAAUAAAAAAUAUAUAUCUACUACUGAUGGUGACUUCCCAAGGAUGAAGUCCUAUAAAUUACAACGCUAUACCUAAAAUCUAUUGAAUUGAUCUUUUUGCAGAUAAAUUAUUUCUCACUUAUUUAAAUAUCUGAUUAACAGUGUUCAGAAAUAACGACAUGUUUUAUAUUGUUUCCAGAUAUUUCAUCGUGAUUUAAUUCAUAAUAAAUCUUCCUUCAAUACCGAAACUUGCAAUGUUAUUAUGAGUUUUCUUAUCAUGAGAAUUUCAUAAAACCCAAGAUAACUUAUUGAAUUGGUAAAUUAUUGUUCUACUUCUACCGUUAUCAAUAAUAAUUUCCCAAAAUAAAUACAUAUAAUUACGAAAGAUCUAAUUAAAUGUCAAUUACUUCAAUAAUGUAUGCAUUAAUUUAUCUAAUUUUUAUUUAUAGGGGCAUGCACGGUUUCUGUUUCUAUUGAAACUAUUGAUUACAUUUUUUCCGAAAUCCAUGAUAGACCAAAGAUCUGAAAUAGAUCGGUUUCUAUGCUGAACCAAUUUCAAACGUUUUAGCAUGCAACAAUAUUAUCGAACACAAGCCCGAAAAACUGAUGUACCUAGUUUUGAAAUUUAAUCAUUUCAGAAAACGGCUCUAACAGACGAAUUUGUUAUUAGGUGUUGGAAACUGUUGACCUAAAAAACUGUACCUAAAGCUUGAUGAUUAUUUAUCAACACUACGGGUGAUGAUUUAUAGAUACGUUGUCUUACAUAAGUAGUAGAUAUGUGCUGAUAAUAAGCAGUUGAGCACAAUGAGCAUUCUCCUUAUAAGCAAAUGAUUUAAGUUUUUAAUAGCACAACUCAUCAAAUCA